Messenger RNA from Xylona heveae TC161, 2074 nucleotides. RefSeq lists its product as hypothetical. NCBI's taxonomy places the organism in Eukaryota, Fungi, Ascomycota, Xylonomycetes, Xylonales, Xylonaceae. The transcript has 5 exons. Gene Ontology annotation, molecular function: purine nucleobase transmembrane transporter activity. Bases 339 to 2051 code for a protein of 570 amino acids. Gene Ontology annotation, cellular component: plasma membrane. Gene Ontology annotation, biological process: transmembrane transport. The record is from RefSeq and is a predicted model, not a curated record.
AUUCGCUACCACGCCGAGAUCCCUCCGCCUCUGCUGAUGAUGGCUCGGACAAAUGUCUUGGCGCCGAGCCUAACGCGCACAAUUUGUUGGAAGAUGGCCAGUCGGACAUGUCCGAAAUGGAAUUUACGCCUGAUAAGACUUCAAUUGAUACGAGAAUCGAAAGAGUAAUUGUCCCUAUGCUCUGUUGAUCUCGCGACUCUAUAUUCAGCGACCAGCCUGCUCUUCUUUUGAAGACUGCCGAAUUUCAGAGUGGUCGAACAGCGAGGCUUGAAACCGACUUGUUUACUUUCUCUUUUCCGAGUCCUUGCCCGAGUCGAUCUUGAGAACGGAAAGGAACAAUGGCAGUCACUCAUAUUGCGGAGAAAGUCAACUUAGCUGUGGCUCGCAGCUUUGUUGGCAAGCGCUUCAGGCUGGAGCACUCUGGUCAUAGAAAAGAGCGUAAAGGAUCGCGUUUUUUGACGGAGAUCCGGGCGGGAUUGGCUACUUUCUUUGCCAUGGCCUAUAUUAUCUCUGUUAAUGCAACUAUCGUGAGCGAUACUGGAGGCACUUGUGUAUGCAAUAGCACACCCGAUGACCCGAUCUGCACGUCAAACGAGGAAUAUGCGCUCUGCCAGCAAGUCAUCCACCGCGACCUGAUCACAGCAACUGCCGCUAUCGCAGCGCUUUCCACAUUCUGCAUGGGUAUUUUUGCCAAUAUGCCUCUCGCCCUCGCUCCCGGCAUGGGUCUCAAUGCCUAUUUUGCAUACACUGUUGUUGGAUUCCACGGAACUGGAUUUGUCUCCUAUCGACUCGCUUUGACCGCAGUCUUUGUGGAGGGAUUGGUAUUUGUUGCCUUGUCUGUCCUUGGACUUCGGCAGUGGUUGGCACGGGCAAUUCCCCACUCCAUUAAACUCGCAACGGGUGUGGGGAUCGGUCUCUACCUCACAAUCAUCGGUCUCACUUACAGCGACGGUAUCGGAUUGAUUACUGGAGCGACUUCGACCCCGUUAGAGUUGGCGGGUUGCGCAGCUAGUAUGCGUGACCCCGACACUGGGUUAUGCCCCAAUUCCGGAAAGAUGCGCAGUCCUACCAUGUGGGUAGGCAUUUUCUGUGGUGGAAUGUUUACCGCUAUCCUUAUGCUUUACCGUGUCAAGGGUGCAAUUAUUGCCGGAAUCCUAUUGGUGUCCAUCAUCUCGUGGCCCCGAAGCACGCCCGUAACUUACUUUCCCCACACAGCCACCGGCGACGCCGCUUUUGACUUCUUCAAGAACGUCGUUACAUUCCAUCCCAUCACCAAGAUUCUCAAUGUUCAGGACUGGUCGCUCGGUGAGGCAGGCGGAAAAUUUGGACUGGCGUUCAUCACUUUCCUUUACGUCGACAUUCUUGACUGCACCGGCACAAUGUAUGCCAUGGCUCGCUUUGCCGGAGCAAUCGACGAAAGGACCCAGGAUUUCGAAGGCAGCGCAGUCGCAUACCUCGUUGAUGCUUUCUCCGUUACCAUCGGCAGUCUCUUCGGUUGCCCUCCCUGCACGGCUUUCAUCGAAUCGGGCGCUGGUAUUUCUGAAGGUGGACGAACUGGAAUCACCUCAGUAGUAACCGGUCUCUGCUUCUUCAUCUCCAUCUUCUUUGCACCAAUUUUCGCCUCCAUUCCCCCUUGGGCUACAGGAUGUACUCUUGUCAUUGUCGGCGCUAUGAUGGCGACCGCCGCCAAGGAUAUCAACUGGCGCUAUUGGGGCGAUGCUCUUCCAGCAUUCAUCACCAUGGCCGUCAUGCCAUUCACCUAUUCUAUCUCCUACGGCCUGAUCGGUGGUAUUAUCUCUUACAUCAUCAUCAAUACUGUUGUCUGGAUCCUGGAGAAGGCUAGUCGCGGUCGCAUUGUUCCGCCAGGUAAGGAAGGCAAGGAUCCAUGGACCUGGCGAAUGGAAGGAGGUGUUCUUCCUCCGUGGAUCGUUCGCUUGUCAAGAGGAAAGAAAGAAUUUUGGCGCGAAGACCCUGUUUUCGACGGCGAGAAGACGUCUAAUAUGGAAGGCGUUGUCGUCGUGCAGCCCGAUAAUACCAAAGAUACCAAAUAGAUAUAUACCCGUAUAGAUGGUGU